UUAAAAAAAAAAGAAAAAAGAAAAUCCAUAAGCGCUUUAAUGAAUAUCAGACAAUUUUAAAAAAAAAAAAAUUCUCCAAUAAUUAAUCCAAAAACCUCCGUUUAUAAAACCAAUCACCAACACAUUGAAUUCUUGAUCAUCAGCAGUGUAGGCCAACUACCAUCUUUACCAAAUCUUCCUUUCUGCUCAAUCCAAAACUUAACUAUCAUCAAUGGCGUAAACCCAAAACUCCAAAGCUCUUGCGUGCCAGAAAACCCAUCAAAGAAAAAAUAAAAACCCACAUCAGCGGUUGUUUCUUUCGAUCACUGCAGUGGGUUUUGUGUGGUGGGGAGGUGAAGUGGAAGAAGAAGACAAAGCAGGGGUUAGAAGGUUCUAAAAUUAGAUGUUUACGAGGGGUGAUAACCAGAGGCGGAUUAACAAUCGUAAACCUGGGAAAGUCAAGGGAGCAUUUGUUCGAAGGAAUUUUGGAUUGCAUCAAUGAGAUCGCGUCGGUUCUUGCCUUCGCUAGGAUGAGUGACUCUGCUUACAGAGUGGAAACGACGUCGCGUCUAGCCCAAUGGAGGAUAGAAAAUCUUGCUUCCUGCACUUACCGCAAAUCCGAUCCUUUCAAGAUCGGAAAGUGGAACUGGCAUUUAUCGGUGGAGAAGAACAGAGUGUUAAGCAUUAAAUUAUACCCAGAAAUAUCAAAUAUAACAAGAGACAAUCCCCCAAUUGCAUCAUUUGUUAUUCGAGUAGUCUGUUCUGCUGGUGACCGGAAGGCUCUCACUCACCCAGAAAUAACAGAUAAGCAGUUGAAGAGCAACGAAGACUUUGUUUGGGCAAUUGAGGUCCCGUUAACAGGGAAAAUCAUCAUCGACGUUGAAUUCCUUGACUUGAAGACUACAUCUCCAGACGGGGGAGAACCUUGCUCCAUUUGGGCUGCAGGAUUUUCAGAAAAACGAUCAAAUGCAACAGCUCUUGCAUCCCUUGGUCGAAUGUUAACAGAAAGCAUUCAUACGGAUAUAGUAAUUAACGCCUCUGAUGGGAGCAUUGGAGCCCAUCGUGCCAUUCUUGCUGCAAGAUCACCUGUUUUCCGCAGCAUGUUUGCACAUGACCUGAAGGAGAAAGAAUUAUCAACUGUGAAUAUCUCCGACAUGUCAAUCGAAGCUUGCCAGGCACUCCUCGGUUACAUCUAUGGAAACAUUGAACAUGAAGACUUUCUUACCCACAGAUUGGCACUACUCCAAGCUGCUGAUAAGUAUGAUAUCUCUGACUUGAAAGAGGCAUGCCAUGACAGUCUUCUGGAAGAUAUUGAUACGAAAAAUGUACUGGAGAGACUCCAGAAUGCAUAUACAUAUCAAUUGCCGAAACUGAAGGCCAGCUGCAUGGGGUAUCUUGUGAGGUUUGGCAAAAUAUUUGACAUCGGUAAUGAUUUCAACGUCUUCUUGCAGUGUGCAGAUCGGGAUCUGAUAUCCGAAGUCUUCCAUGAAGUUCUCGGUGCCUGGAAAGGAUUCUGAAAAUGGUCUUAAACUGUUGUGGAAGGUGUGUUAAGCCAGUGCUGCUAUUUAUUGUGGCAAUGAAGAUGGCUUGUUAGAAAAAUUUAGGAUGGAGACAAACUUAUAUGAAGCUAAUUCUUUUGGCAAAUGCAAUUUGUUUAUGACCUAUAUGUACACAAUAUAUAUAUUGGUUUUCAUGUCAGAUACCACAUGUUACCCGUGUAACUAUAAAUACAAACAUGUGAAAUGUGAAUUCGUGGUUAUUUGGAAUGAAAUGAAGUGAUUAAACAUUA
This is a messenger RNA of Carica papaya (papaya), 1768 nucleotides long. RefSeq names its product BTB/POZ domain-containing protein. Gene Ontology annotation, molecular function: protein binding. Lineage: Eukaryota; Viridiplantae; Streptophyta; Magnoliopsida; Brassicales; Caricaceae. The record is from RefSeq and is a predicted model, not a curated record.